Molecule: messenger RNA, 4637 nt
Organism: Lineus longissimus
Lineage: Eukaryota; Metazoa; Nemertea; Pilidiophora; Heteronemertea; Lineidae
Product: palmitoyltransferase ZDHHC20-A-like
Exons: 14
Coding region: 14-1171 (385 amino acids)
Molecular function (GO): palmitoyltransferase activity
Source: RefSeq, a predicted model, not a curated record
ACGAGCUGUCAAGAUGGCACCCUUGAUCGUGAGGGGUUGCCUAAGUGCCCUUAAAUGGGCCCCUGUUAUCUUCAUAACGGCGGUUGUUGUUUGGUCGUAUUAUGCCUAUGUGAUCCAGAUGUGUAUAUUUACUGUGGAUAGCAUUGUAGAAAAAGUGUUCUAUCUCUUAUUGUACCACCCAAUACUUUUCUUCUUCAUGUGGUCUUACUGGAAGACCAUAUUCACAGAUGUCGCAGUUGUUCCUAAACAGUUUUUCCUGUCUCCACAAGAUGCAGAGAAAUUGGAACAGGAGGAAAGUGAUGAUAAUCAAAGGCAGUUACUUGCUCGAUUUGCUAGGAACUUACCAGUUCAAUGUAGGACAGUAUCAGGCGCAUACCGGUACUGUGAAAAAUGUAAAGCCAUAAAGCCUGAUCGAGGCCAUCAUUGUUCAGUGUGUGAAUGUUGUGUGCUAAAAAUGGAUCAUCACUGUCCUUGGGUGAACAACUGUAUAAACUUCUCCAAUUACAAGUUUUUUGUACUGUUCCUUGGUUAUUCAUUUCUCUACUGUAUCUACGUGGCCACUUCCUCACUCAAGUACUUCAUAGGAUUCUGGACGGAGGGUCUGAAUGGAGAUUAUGGCAAAUUCCACAUCCUAUUCCUGUUCUUUGCCUCUGUUAUGUUCGCUAUUAGCUUGAUCUCACUGUUCGGGUAUCAUCUAUAUCUUGUAUCAAAUAACAGAUCUACCUUAGAGUCUUUCAGAGCUCCCAUAUUUAGGACAGGCCCCGAUAAACAUGGUUUCGACCUCGGCAGUCGGGCCAACAUACAAGAGGUGUUCGGUGAUGACAAGCGCAAGUGGUUCUUACCGGUCUUUUCAAGUCUUGGUGAUGGGGUCACAUACCCCACACGCACGGGCACAAAUGGUGGCGCCUCCUAUAAUACGAUGGGAAACACAGAGACCAGUGAUACUAAAUUGCCAAGUCCGACCUCUACCACUAACCAUGCGGGCACGAAAGAGAGCAUGGGAGAUGGAGUGACUUACCCAACACGGAGUGAGGAUAUUGAUUCCGAUCACCUGUUGGCCCAGAGACAGAGGUGGGCCGAGGAAGGAGAAAAUGAUGAUUAUGGCAGUCACCGUGUUGAACAUACUCCCAGCCAACGAACAUCAACUACACAAUUACUCGCAGAGUCCUAGAAGGUGCAACCAAAGUGAGCUACACGAACGAGGUCGCGUUGACUGAGAGGACGGAGGAACGCAUGUAAAUAAACUCAGAUACAUGUAUCAUUCUAUAGGAAACGAGCUUAAAGAAAAGUUUGGCGACUAGGGCCAGUUAUUGGAUUUGCUGACAUUAUAGGAAAGCCAAGUGGAAUGACAGUAUUAAGGGUACAAACCGAGAACAUAUUGAUAACAUUUUGUUGAGUAGAAUUGGCUGACUGUCAAUCGACAAUUAUCUUUGUUGGAUUUGGUCGUGUUGAUCGGCGGAGAGUACUUCAUUCAGGUAACGAAGUGUGGCCUGCAUGCACCUUCAGGCCGUUGAUUUGGAAGCAGUGCAAAGAGGUUACGCGUCGUGUUUAUACUUAGAAAAGUGCUCGUCAUGUCGAGCUGUCAUAGUUUAGGUUAAGGAGCUCCUCGGGAAAAAUCUGUGGCUAUCCAUGUUAGACAUCUGAUGGAUAUCUUAGGUAAAUCAACGAACAAACAUGAUACAAUACAGAAAGUAGACAUGCAGACAACAAUGUAGAUUAAUUAUGAACAUCCACAGAUUUUUCCUGCGUAGACUUAGAGCGUCGUAAUGCUAUUUAAUUGAUGUGCAGCUAAGUUUCAACUUGGCUGCUACUGACUCCAUUUGUUAGGAUUCGAGAAGUUGCGGCGUGACCUUCCAGGUGACCUUCAUGUUGAUUAACAAAUCAGUGAAUUAAUUACUUCACAGGGUGGCCCAUAAACAGGACAACCAUACUUUCACCACCGGCAUACUUUCAUUGGCAUUGGAGCCAAAAUGGCUGCAUGAAAUUGAGAUUGGUCUCAUUUCUCCUCUAGAAAGAGUCUGGUACUGGUGCUUGGAGUGUGAGGGUGGUGGAGAUAUGCUUGUCAGUUGUUUUGGGCCAUCCCGAAUUGUUUGACAAAAGCUCCAUGCGCUUGAUGUUCCUUAAAAGUUUCUGUGAACAGUGACACCAGUGCAAUAUUUACGUUUUGAUUUAAGUCUGUUGAUGAUGUUUGUGGCUCGUUCAUGUAAUGAAAAUAAUAUAUCGAAUUUGUGAGAUAAAAAAACAAGGGAAGAGAAACGACUUGUGCUAUGUUUUACUCCUUAUCGUCGAGCACUACUUCACUGUAUCUGUGGUUCGGUUUCAUAAAAUGAAGUUCAGCAAUGUUAUAUUGAUGUUUCUGCAUGAAAUGAGAAAGUCAUAAUCGCCCUUAUCGACCAAGUGCAUUCGUGAGCUUGUUUAUGUGGUGACCACAAUAUAAAUAAGUUCACCAGCGGAGUUGGCCUUUAAGUUUACUUGUUGGAGACACAGUCUCCUGUUCUGUCUGUAUUGUAAAUUGGAAAUGAAAGUGGACUCCGCCUUUAAGACUACUGUUCUGCCUGUAUUGUGAAUUGGAAAUGAAAGUGGACUUCACCUUUAAGACUACUUAUAGGGGACAGAGUCUUCUGCCUGUAUUGUGAAUAGGUAAAAUGAAGUGCCGGAGGGGGGGGAUUAUGUCUUUGGGGAUGAAGGGAAUCACCUUUGAUGGUCUGCAACAGACACCUGAAGGGUUACAGUAAGGAAGGUGGUACAAAUAUGUCUAGAAUUGUAACACUUUACCAUGUAUCUAUAAAAAAGUUAAUAAUCUUAGAUUAAUUCUCAUCUGAAUAUUAUUACUAGGUGCUUUUUUGCUGCUGUAACUUUAUUUCACACCAUAUCUAGAUCAUGUUGUCAGUGAGAAUUAUUUCUUAUCUGGAUGGUCAUUUCAGUAGUUCCUUUGUCUUGGCUGAGUGAUAAUGUUGCAUAAGUUGUUUGAAAAAGACAUUGGGUGUCUAUUAGAUAUUGAAAAUUCCUUCAUCAUACCUAAACGUAUAAGAUUCAAGUUGCAUGUUCAGAAGUUGACUCAUAAGUCCAACUAUCAAAAAAAAUUUUUUAGUUUGGAUGAUAAUUCUUAUAGAUAAUGAUAUUAGGUGUGGUGCAUGUAACAGUAUUAAAAAAGUCACAACUGAGAUAAAGGUCGCUCAGUGAAUUGGGCACUUGUUGAAAGGCACCAUUUUUUGUCAUUGAUUGAAGCACAUGCACUGAAUUCCUAACAUGGAUUACUUCAAAUACACUGUGACAUUAGAACAAAACAUCCUGAAGAAUGACUACAAACAUCAGAUAUAAAAUCUCUUUCGUGUUAAUGUGAUUUAUAAAAUUUGAGCCUCAACUGUCUGAAAUGGUACUGUGAAGUUGAUCAGGAGCAGUUACGAAUUUUCCAUUGUUGGAACACUGUCCUUUUCCUUGACAUUUUGUUGGUAACCUGGUACAGUGAUUUUGAGAUUUCAAAGAGGUUAGGUUGUGUUGUAUUUCUGGCUCCUGUCAUUACAAUAUCAAAUAGGGGGUCGAUGCAAAAGGUACAAUGUGUACUUGCCUAAUCAGUGGUAUGGGAUUUUGUGGUUACAGGUACUACAAAAUCUCUGAAGUUGCAACGGCUCCUGACGGCAUUUACAGCACAUCGGCCAAUAGUUUGGUCCUUUCUUUCUAGCCAGAUGUAUCAGAGAGCUAUUUUUGAACUUGUUAGAUGUGAUGUGACUGUAAAUACUACAUAAACAAGAUAGCAAUUGCAUUUAGAUACUAACAAUGCUUUUAGGUAGUAUGCAAUAGCUAAAAUCAUUACAUGGAGAGUGGUUAGCGGGAAUUGAAACUUGUCAAAAAGUGUUACAAAGCACAAGGACAAUAGGUUUGUUACUUAAGUCUUCGGAAAAUUUCCAACUGCACAAUGCAAGUGAGCUCAAUCUGUACACAGUGAAGCGUUCUUCCUUGUAACAAGACCUCUGACUACUCAGCUUGGCAAUCAAUUCACAUGAGAAGUCAGAUCCUGCACAGUCUAUUUCAAACUCUGAUUUGCAUACAUAUUGACGAGUAUAGAUGAAUUUUGACAAUUUUUCCUGUCAGUGUGCGCAAUGUAUUUUUGGAUAGACUUGUAUAAAUCGUGAGCUUUAUUAGCUGGGUGUAUGUCCUGCCUUUGUGAACUGAAUGAUACGUGCCCAAAACAGUUGAAAAUAAGACAGUUGUCCUCUCCUUUCAGUCUCCUCGCGCUUGCCAAGGCUACCAAUCAAUGGGUUCUUAUCCAACCCAGUUGGUUGUGACUUUGUCCUUAGGACGUCACGUAGGACAUUCGUUCUGUAGGGUGUUCAGAUGAUUAUUUGCAUGGGGGGAGGAGGAGGAGGCCACUCAUAGAGGUCGAUUGGCUGAUACCAUUGAUUGUCUGUGCUUAUAGUUGACUACACCAUCUAUGUUGACUUGCCAGAGCCUUCAAGACAAAUAAAAAACCUUCAAUGUACCCAAAUAAUAUGCUACAGCAUCUGCCUUGUUCUCAACUGUUGAUGUUACAAACUAUUUACAUUUCUUCUAGGAUUCUUUUCCAUUUUAGUGUAAAUAUCAGCAGGUCUCUGUCAUUUGUACAUUAUGGUUGUGCUAAUAAAGGCACUUAACGAAAA